This is a messenger RNA of Carassius carassius (crucian carp), 2582 nucleotides long. RefSeq names its product kelch domain-containing protein 8B-like. Gene Ontology annotation, molecular function: protein binding. NCBI's taxonomy places the organism in Eukaryota, Metazoa, Chordata, Actinopteri, Cypriniformes, Cyprinidae. The transcript is spliced from 5 exons. The record is from RefSeq and is a predicted model, not a curated record. The coding region runs from base 35 to 1114 and encodes 359 amino acids.
UAAUGCUCUGUUGCUGGCGUGCCGUCCUGGAGCCAUGCCCAUCCCCGAGAUGGCUUUGAGCCCGGUCAAGUCUCUGUACUGGGAGGUGUUCCCCUCCAUGGCCACGCAGCGGGUGUACUGCACGCCUGUGCUCUGGGCUGGGAGCCUCUAUGUGCUGGGGGGCUGCAGUGAGAACGGCCUCCCUCUGGACUCUGCCGAGGUGCUGGAUCUGGAGAGCCAGCACUGGUGCGAGCUGCCCCCUCUCCCCACCGCUCGGGCCGGGGCAUCCGCCGUGGCCGUUGGAGACCAGCUGAUGGUCAUGGGAGGCAUGGACGCGCAGCAGAGGCCGCUGGCCUCAGUGGAAGUGUAUCACCCUGACGAGGGCAAGUGGGAGAGGAAGACUGGACUGGGCCAGGCCUCUAUGGGCAUCACCAUGCUGGAGAACGAUGGCAAGGUAUAUGCACUGGGCGGGAUGGGAGCCGACACAACUCCUCAGGCCUCAGUGAGGCUGUAUGAGCCGACGAAGGACCAGUGGCUCCCCCUCACCUCCAUGCCCACCCCGCGCUACGGAGCCUUCUCCUUCCUGCGCGGAAACAAAAUCUAUGUUCUGGGUGGGCGUCAGGGCAAGCUGCCAGUGACCGCAUUCGAGGCUUUCGACCUUGAGAUGAAGAGCUGGACGCGGUACCCGUGCAUCCCCAGCCGCAGAGCGUUCUCGUCAUGUGCUGCCAGUGACAGAGCGUUUUUCAGCCUAGGGGGUCUUCAGCAGCCUGGACCCCACAACUUUUACUCCAGACCUCACUUCGUCUCCACUGUAGAGGAAUUUGAUUGUGAGCAGGGUGUGUGGUUGAAGGCCACACGGAGCUGUCGCAUGCGAGAGAAGCGGGCAGACUUCGUAGCUGGCUGUCUCGGUGGAUGGGUCAUCGCUGCGGGGGGACUCGGUAACCAGCCGUCCCCGCUGGCGUCAGUGGAGAGUUAUAACCAGCUGAAGAGGAGAUGGGAACCCGUGGCUCCGUUACCCAGCCCUCGCUGCUCCUGUGCCUCCAUUCAGACCCCCAACAUGCUGUUCCUUAUUGGAGGGGUGUCCCAGGGUCCCAGCAACGCCGUGGAAGCCCUCUGUUUGAAAGAGACAGUCUGACACACACUAAUGAACAACUACACAAAUCCUCACAUGCUGUUCUUUCCCGCAGUGUAAGCUCUGCAAACACACGCGAGCAUACUGACGUCAAGCUGACGUGUAUGUCUCCGACAAAUAUUCACAGACUUUCCCCGCAGAGGACACAUCAGCUUUAUUUUUUGAAUAGUGGAGACAAUCUACUGGAGCUUGGACAGCGUUCCACAGUUCUGCUCAGAAGAGUUUUGGACUGGAGAUCUAAGACAAGCAAAAAAUACAUAAAUAUAUCAUUCAUCUAACUAUAUUAAAUAUAGCAAUGUAUUAAUAAAUAUAUUUAUUAAUAUAUAUAAUUAUAAAUAUAUUAGUAUUAUAUAUAAAUAGUAAUAUAUACUUAAAUAGAUAGACAGGCACCUGCAACACUCCAGGCACCUUUGGACUGUACAGCAUUUUUCAGUAUCAAAGCAGGGUAAUUUUCUGGCAAAAUAAGAGGAACUUAGGGCCAUAUCCACCACGCUGCCACAGUACCCGUCUGAGGUAACAUGUUUAGCACUUUUUGUAUUAUUGAUAAAAACAGAGGAUCUUCUGCUUGAGACUUCAGAAAUGGGAGGUGGAUGUGUGUAUGUGUGUGUGUGUGUGUGUGUGUGUGUGUUUUUGUACUUUCACAGCCAUGCAUGUAUGAAAUUGUGCAAUGUUAUGUGUGAAAAGAGCAACUCUUAAAACGGUAAAUCACAGAUUCCUCACUGUAGCAUGAGACAGGGGAGAUGGAGGAGGACAUGGUUCAUCCAGCUGCUUAAUUAAAGGAAUGUUCUGGGUUCAAAACAGGUUUAGCUUGAAAGUAUCAGAAAUAUACUGUCGAUUAACACAGAUUAUCAUUUUAAUGUGUCCCUUAAAACAAGCAAAAAAAAGUGUUUACAGUAAUUCUCUUGCAAUGGACAUUUAAGGGGCAAGGCAUGUAUUUUUAUUAAAGUGGUUUUCUUAAUUAAUCUGUACAAAAAUCUCUUGUUUAACCUGUUAUUUAUUAAGAUUUUUAGUGUUUUUGAAAAAACGCUUAAACUCACCAAGACUCCAUUUAUUUGAUCAAAUAUUAAGUAAAAUGGUGAAUAUAGUGAAAUGUUUUUUUAACUAUUUAAAAUAACUCUUUUGUAUUUGAAUAUAUUUAAAAAUGCGAUUUUCUCUUGUGAUGCAAAGCUGAAUUUUCAAUAUCUUUACUCCAGUCUUCACUGUCACAUGAUCCUUCAGAAAUCAUUCUAAUAGGUUGAUUAGCUGCUCAAGGAACAUUUCAUAUUAAUAGGAGUGAAAAUCCUGCCAUAGUUUUUGUAGCUUUUGUCAUCAUAGCCCAUAAUAAAAAACACAUGUAUAAGUAGGUCUGUUUUUAAAACACCUGCUUUAAAUGGUUAGGGUAAUAGUUGAAAUAUUCAAUUUAACUUUUUCACAUGUUCACAUUUUUGUAAUCUCAUGUUGGCAUGAAUAUGGUUCAUUUUUGUGGUUAAAC